AGAAGACGGCUUAAUUUGAGCUAUCUCAUUGAACCGCAGGAUGGCAUCCCACUGCAAGUUAAAUAUCCAGAUGGCCAUGUUGUGAGGAGGAGAUUUCUUCUCAUGCAGCCGAUUCAGGACCUAUUUGACUUUGUUGGCUCGGAUGACAUGGCAACAGAGGUCUUCUGUAUUCAGCAAGCCAGGGCAUCACCAAUCAGGAGUACAACAACAGGCAGCAUAAGUGAUCAUAUCACUGAAUCCUGCACUGUUUUUGUAACCUGGAUUGAUGUUAUGGACACUGACAUUAAUGACACACUGGUUCCUGAAGAGACCACUCAAAACAACGCAUCUGUGUCCUCUGAUACCACUGCUGGCUUCCUGGAUUUGAAUCAUGUCAAAGACACUACUGCACCAGAUCUGAAAACCUUACUGACAACUCUAGCGUCAAAGGUCUGGAUUGGAGAGACACCCAGCAGUAAUAUGAUCAAUGUAUGCAGAGAAAACAUAAUGGAUGGUGCCAUGCGAGCCUUUGCAAGACAGAGUUUCAAUCCAGAAGCCAAAUUAAGUGUCAUAUUUAUGGAUGACUUCAUGCAAGCAGAGGGUUCAGUGGAUGAGGGUGGCCCUACACGGGAGUUUUUCCGACUGCUUAUGAUGGCUCUCAAAGAUAGCACCCUAUUUACAGGGCCUCAGGACAGUAAGAACCUGUCCCUGGACAGCCAUGCAUUACACAGAGGUCUCUACAGAACCUAUGGAGUUAUGAUGGCUGUGGCACUGGUGCAUGGAGGAGUGUUGCCUUCUUUUUUUUCUGACAGGCUCUACCAAAACCUCUGCUCUACACCCACAUCACCACCCACUCUCGAAGAGGUAGCAGAUCUGGAUUUGCAGUGGAAACUCAAAAAGAUCAGUGAGGCCGGUGAUAUAACAGAGGCUAGAGCUGCCAUUGAGGAAGCUGCAGAGAGCCUGUCCUUGUUGGGGUCCCUGAGGCAUAUCACCACCAUGGAGGGACGGGACCAGUUGGUUCAGGCUGCCACAAGUUUCUACGUGGAAGGAAGGACAAAAGAAGCCUUACAACAACUUUCUGAAGGACUGAACACACUUGGUCUCCUGGACCUGAUAAAAAUUCACCCCAGCAUCUUCAAGGAGGUGUUUUCUUCAUCUGGGAGGCCCCUAAAGGCUACAGACUUAAUCUCUCUGUUCCAAGCGACACUGUCCCCUCCUGGAAGCAACCGGUGGCGACUGGAAAAGAGAGUGGAAGGGUACUGGAGAGACUUCCUUCUAGAUGUUGAAGAUGGUGUUUUUGAGAUCACAAUGGAGCAAAUUUUGGUGUUUGCCUCUGGAGCUGACCAAAUACCUGCUCUUGGUUUUUCCCCUCACCCAACGCUGAACUUCAAUCACGACACCGGGCGGAAGUACCCUGAAGCUAAUACCUGUCUUGUAAAUUUGAAACUUCCUAUCCAUGACACUUACAGACAAUUCACUAAGUAUAUGUGUGAUGGCAUUAUUCAAGCUCCUACUUUUGGUCUGGCUUAAAGUCACUAGUCAGCUAUUUUCAUAAUGGCUGUUUGAACUUUGAAUGUUCUGGCUGCUUUGUUCUCUGUAAGUUCUUUGAACUUUGUUCUCAGGAAAGGAUAAUGUUAAUAAGCUGAUUUUGAGAAUUCUCUACUUGGUGUGUAGUUGAUGACCAGUGUGAAACAUGCCCCAAUUCAUUCAACAGGGCUUUGUUGA
Xyrauchen texanus (razorback sucker) is the source of this 1704-nucleotide messenger RNA. RefSeq names its product G2/M phase-specific E3 ubiquitin-protein ligase-like. Gene Ontology annotation, biological process: protein polyubiquitination. The transcript is spliced from 8 exons. NCBI's taxonomy places the organism in Eukaryota, Metazoa, Chordata, Actinopteri, Cypriniformes, Catostomidae. The record is from RefSeq and is a predicted model, not a curated record. Bases 103 to 1509 code for a protein of 468 amino acids. Gene Ontology annotation, molecular function: ubiquitin protein ligase activity.